CCAUUUGAUUAAUGAUUAGACAAUUUGCGUAUUCCCCUCUGAAUCGAUUCGACCAUUCAAUUAUAUCCUUUGUUGGAGGAAAAAUCGUGUGUGAAUUGAAAAUUCAGGGAUCUACAGACGCAAGCUAGAAUCCGUGAACUGAGUGGGGGAGAAAGAGCAAUGGCAGCGAAAGGGUUAAUGGCGAAAAUGAAAGGCAUUAAGUUCCCAAAAUCGAUAUCAGAGGCUCGCGGAAUGAUAAAAGCACCGUGGGAGAUAACAGGGCCAUGUUCAGACCCCGAGUAUUUAGAUGCAGUUCCAAAUGCUCUCGAGUACCGUCCCUUCUCUCCCGCCACGGCCCCCUUGCGUGCCCGCAUCCCGCAGUCUGAGCCCGAGAACGUCUACGACAUUAAAUAUUACCCUAGGGAUUACAGGAAGAAUUUAAAGUUCCAGGAUAGGAAGACUUUUCUGCUUUCUAAGGCUGAAUUGGAGGCGGAAAAGGAGAGUGUCUUCGAAUCCAAGGGUUUUCCAUUUGCUUAUGAGAGGAAGGUCGAACUUCUGGACCUCGACAAGCUGCCCGGAAACGGAUACCAGACCUAGCCAGGUCUUUAAUCAGGUUCUUUAAUCGAGAAAAACCAUAUAUUUAAUUUUCAUUCUAAAGAAGAACCCUUUCUUUUGUAUGCAUGGUUUGGAAAUGUGGAGAAUCCUUUGGACUCUGACGAGGGCAAGCUUCAGGUUCAAAAUCAGCCCCAGCUUUAAUCAAUAAAUCUAUUUGUUUAAUUUGCCAUGUUAUGAAAAAUAACUCCUGUUUAGGACUCUGAUAAGGCUGAGGUCUUUUAUCGGGCUCAAAUGGGCUUUUGCUUUUAUGAGUACACUUGUUUUAUUUGUUCUCUUAAGAAGAAGAAUCCUUUGUUUAA
This is a messenger RNA of Cryptomeria japonica (Japanese cedar), 893 nucleotides long. RefSeq lists its product as uncharacterized. The coding region runs from base 160 to 576 and encodes 138 amino acids. The transcript has a single exon. NCBI's taxonomy places the organism in Eukaryota, Viridiplantae, Streptophyta, Pinopsida, Cupressales, Cupressaceae. The record is from RefSeq and is a predicted model, not a curated record.